AAAAAUCCAAGUCAGAUAUUGCCCAGAAUCUAUGCUCAAAAACUUAAGCAACUAAUAUUGUCCGAUACGCCACAUCAUUUUUUAUGGAAGUACUUUCAAAACAAAAUGAAUCCUGGUGAUGUCUACUUUAAUAAUUUAAAAGAGUUGGAGAUUCGGUAUUAUUUAAGAAAUGGUUACAGCAAAACAUAUGUUUUACCAGACAGUUGGAGAUACAAGUUAAACAGUGGAGACAAAUACAAGGUACAUUUCCCCAGUCUCAAAAAAUUAAACAUUACUGAUAGGCCACCAGACGCUGACAUAUCAUUUGCCGAUAACUAUCCUAAGCAUAUUGAAAGAUUUGAAAUUGAUGGCACAUUUUUUGCCGAGAAAUCAUUUGAUAACUCCAAUAUCAAGUCGGUUGGAAACCUAAUAAUGUGGUAUUAUAUGGCAGAUGAGUCAAUGGAAUGAGUUUUACUGUGCUGCAAGCUAUUUGUUUGGCCAAAUUAAUAUUACUGACUGUACUUCCCUUCACUUACCAAGCAAAGCACAGAUUUUAAAUUUAAAUUUGAUUAGUUGGCCAAACUUGAAAAUGCUAAGGUCUUCAAGAUCUGGAAGAGGCAACAGAUGUAUAAUUUUGUUAUAAUCAAUUAUUCUCAGGUUCAAAUAGUUCAAGCUCACAUGCGAUACACAAAAUGUAUAUUAAAGUAACGACGUGGUUAAACCCUUGAAGACAGGAUUAGAAAUAUGUUUAUAGAAAAAAGUAGAACUAUUCUUGUAGAAAAUAUCAUGCUAUGUAUCAAGCAAUUGAUGGUACAAGUGGAGUCGCUGCGUAAAUUUGGUAUGUAUGAACCAGUAAUUAAGGAGCUGAUAGAGUUUGUCAAUAAUAAUAGUAAAAAGUACCCUCACUUAAAAUACAUUAUAAUUUACUCCAAGAUGAACGAGAUUAAAUCCAAG
This is a messenger RNA of Kickxella alabastrina, 933 nucleotides long. RefSeq lists its product as uncharacterized. The record is from RefSeq and is a predicted model, not a curated record. The annotation marks the transcript as partial. NCBI's taxonomy places the organism in Eukaryota, Fungi, Kickxellomycota, Kickxellomycetes, Kickxellales, Kickxellaceae. The transcript has a single exon.